Messenger RNA from Heterobasidion irregulare TC 32-1, 381 nucleotides. RefSeq lists its product as uncharacterized. The record is from RefSeq and is a predicted model, not a curated record. Bases 1 to 381 code for a protein of 126 amino acids. NCBI's taxonomy places the organism in Eukaryota, Fungi, Basidiomycota, Agaricomycetes, Russulales, Bondarzewiaceae. The transcript is spliced from 3 exons.
AUGUCUCUUCCCACGUCAAUUUCUGGAAGGCAUGUCGAUGCAAGAGAGUCCAAUGAAGAGAGAGGCCUGCUCGCAGAGGCUGUUGAUCGUCGACAGAAGGCCAUGAAUUAUGACCUUAACCCAAAGGCACACCCAAGAAAGUACUGGCCAUAUCGGGUCUUCAAGAUGCCACUCCGCCAGUACGUAUCUUGCGGAUCCAAGAGCAACCACAAAUCAAUGGAAAUUACGCUCUUGUUGCGGUCACAUAAAAAAGUGAAAACAUGGAGCGAGGGUGUCGGAACGCUCAACCGAGUUGACUAUGUCCUCAACAUGCUGGGAUCCUUUCCAUCAACGGCAGCUUGGAUGAGACAGCGUGGAGGGCGCCUCCGAAUCACCCAUUAG